This is a messenger RNA of Manduca sexta (tobacco hornworm), 2342 nucleotides long. It is a transcript of the gene Zw10, whose product is annotated as centromere/kinetochore protein zw10 homolog. Gene Ontology annotation, cellular component: RZZ complex. The transcript is spliced from 5 exons. NCBI's taxonomy places the organism in Eukaryota, Metazoa, Arthropoda, Insecta, Lepidoptera, Sphingidae. The record is from RefSeq and is a predicted model, not a curated record. Gene Ontology annotation, biological process: mitotic spindle assembly checkpoint signaling; endoplasmic reticulum to Golgi vesicle-mediated transport. Bases 1 to 2196 code for a protein of 731 amino acids.
AUGGCGGAUUACGAUGUAGAUACUAUUUUAAAAGGCAUAUUUGACACCAAUGAGCCUGACUGGAAACCGGCAGAUAAGAUCCCAUUAAUUGUAAAAGAAAUUGAAUUUCUGAAGGCUGAUCUCAAAACAUUUUUAGAUAGCAGCGAAUAUGACAUAGAUUCUGUUGUGAAGGAGAGUACAGAGAUCACAAAAUUAAGCAAGGCGUUAGUGGAAGAUAUGGAAAAAUGUAAAACAGAGAUAGAAGAUCAGACAAUGGCAGAAAUUCUCAAAUCAAUUGAAAACCAUGAUAUGAUAUCCAAAGAAUUAGAACGCGUAAAUUUUGCUCUAGAUAUAGUAUGUGAUGUUCUGCAGUGUGGGAAACUCGUUAAGGAGUUUGAAGAAGGCAGGCAGGCUCAAAGCUACAGCCGAGCUGUUGAGGCUGUGUACGACUUACUCCAAUACUUAGACCUGCCAGUGGAGGGAUUCAAAUGCUUGGACCUUCAUGUAAACACGAAGCACACAGCUCAAUUAAUUUUGGAUAGAUUACUUCAUGAUCUAUUUGCAGAAUGGGGAAGGUUAAUUAGCUGGAAUGUAAAACCAGGCACUAAGAAAACUAUAGUAACUAUAACACUCAAUUUUGAUGAAUCCAUGAUGGCGGUAGAUGUGGUAAAUGCUUUAGAGAAGAGUAAGCAUCUCAGUCAGAAGGUGUCAGAAUUUGCUCAGGCUUUACUAAAAGAUGUCCUUGUACCAAUAAUAAAUAAAGAUUGUACAGUGUUUGCGGAAACUGACGAACUGAUGACUGUGACCAUCAACCAUAAGCCGAAUUUCAGGCCUCCCUAUGACGAGGUAAUUGCCAAUUUGAGGUUACUAUUCCACUAUUUAAGCAACAAAUUAAAUAUUGAGUACUAUAGAGACAACACUAUCAUGAAGAUGAUAGGCAAAGAAAUCCAUGUGGAAUUUAGUGAUAUACUUGUGAAGGAUUGUCUCAUAGACACUAUACCAAAUAACAUAAACGAUUUGCAGCAUUAUGGAAGGAUUACUUCUGAGAUAGAAAACUUUCAACUUUUCCUUUGUCUCGUCAAAUUCUUUCCUCGCGAGGGUUACUCCAUACUUCAGUAUGUUAAGAACAUAGAUGUUCUAUUUGCAACUAAAUCCAGUCAGCAUUUCUUAGAGACCGCACGUGCGAUCAUGCUCAAGGAUUUAAGCGUUACAAUGUCUAUUGGAGUGGAGUCAAUACCAGAGGAACCAGUUAAGAAGCAAGAUGAUGGUCCUGCAAAAGAGGCAUUGAAAUUGCUAGACAAGACAAUACCAAAAAGUUUGUUCUACUUUCCAAGGUGCAUGAUUUCAAAGUCGGCUCAGGAGUUGCUAGACCUGGUAAUGAUGAUGAUGGAGCAAGCUGUCCAGUGCUCGGAUGUGGUGUGUAAGAAACUGUAUAACACUGCCCGGCUUGUUUUCGAACUCUAUGAUGCCGUGGUUCCUUAUCAUCAUGAGGAUUAUUUGCUGACCAUUCCGCAAUAUGUUGCACUAUUCCACAACAACUGCAUGUACUUAGCGCACAACCUGCAGACCCUAGGCGAUAAGUGGUUGAUCCUAAUGGAAGGACGGGAGAUGGACUACCCCAUCAGCUUCAUCGACCUAGUCCAGAAAAUGCGUGAUCUAGGUUACAAACACCUCAUAAUCCACAUGCAACAUCAGAGGAACCAAAUCCUGGACAACAUCCGCUCUUCAGAUUUGAAUUGCAUAGUGGUAAAAGACGUGCUUAGCGAAAACGCAGAGGCAGCCGUGCGCCAGUGCCUCAGGCAGCUACAGCUAUUAAAGAAUGUGUGGAUUGGGGUGUUUCCCGUUAAUGUAUUCACACGUUUAAUGGGCACUUUGGUGAAUAUGUUCGCUGAGGAGUUGAUUCAUCGCGUUUGCACCGUCGAAGACAUAUCCAUGGAGAUGGCCACGCAGCUAACUGAAAUGUAUACCCUUGUUGUGCAAAAGGCACCCACACUCUUCCAGAAACCAUCAGACGUCGAAACCCACGUGAAAUCCUGGAUCAAGCUGCAAGAACUGAUCUUUGUUUUGGGAGGCUCUCUCAAGGACAUCGAGAACCACUGGAAGGACGGUAAAGGGCCGCUCGCCGUUCACUUCAGAACCGAAGAACUUAGGAACCUGAUCAAGGCACUUUUCCAGAACACACAGAUCCGGGCUAAUUUGUUGUCUAAGAUUAAAUAAUUAAUUUGUAGGUCUACCAGUCAUUAUUCAUAAAUGUUGUAUCAAUAUGCCAGUACUUUUAGGUGUUUAUUUUAUACUUAUUAUAAGGUAUCAUGCGAGCCGACUUUGUGUGGUCCUCGCCUAUCGUAAACGAUAUUUGGAUCUCA